AUGGCCCAGGAUGAGGCCGCCGCCGCCACCACCCCGCUAGAGGUGGCGACGCACUUCCCGGGCAGCAGCGGCAUCCGCCUCCCGACGGACCAGACGAUAGGUAUUGACGCGUCGAAGUUAUUUGACGUGAUCGCGCGGAUGGGCGGCGCCAUCGCGAAGCUGCAGGACGACCUGAAGACGCCGCCGCCGUGGGUCGCCGACGUCUCCGAGAAGCUGAAGCGGAUGGACAAAUUGGAUCAAGGGUUUUCUUCCUUGACUGAUGUGGUCGGCGACCUGAUGAGCGUGACGAAUGUCAAAGACGACCAGAUCGAGCAGGACAUGGACGCUAUCAAAAAGAGCGUCUGUCGCACCGAAAAAGAGGCGGCUCUGCAGACGCCGGACCCCUUCCAGCUGGCGCAGUUCAACCAACUCAAAGGAAGGCUGGACAACUUCGAGAACAAGCAGGCCUGCGCGCCCGCGUAUGAAGAUGUAGAACAGUUGAAAGAUUACGUGCGGGAGCGGUCCAAAAAACUGAAAGCUACCCUUGUCAACCUACAACAGCAGAUGGAGCGGCGGUUUGAUCAGCGGCUCAAGGACCAGAUCGGCAACUUCGGCAUCUGGCAGGCGAAUUUCACGCAAGUGAAUUCUGGCAGGCAACAAGUGCUCGAAGAUAAAAUUGGCGAGAACUACAAUGUCUUCAAUGAAUUCAGGAUGACGGUCAAUCGCAGCAUGGAGGACGCGAUGCAGGCCACGCACGAGAACAACCUGUAUGCGAAACGAGAAUUCCAAACGGUCAAUGGCCAAACGCUACAACUCCAAGCCGUGCUGCACGACGUUGUGGUAAGACUGGACGCCGCCGAGAAGAAGGUCCAGGCGAACAUCGAGGUCGUCGAUAACCUGGUCAAAAUGACCAAUGAACGACUAGCAAGACAUGAUGAAAAAGCUGCCGAAGCGGAAACUAGAUUGCAAUUACUCGAGGCGCAAGUGAACACGAACGAGAAGCGCACUGAAGAUUUAGAGGAACACGCCAAGGGCACGGACUGCGACAUACAGGUAUGUCAAGAGCGCAUUCAAAAAUUGGAUGACGAUCUCGGCGACGAGAUCAGUACGAGGCAGAAGGUCUCUGAUAAACUCGAAGACACAGUGCAUAGAGUGGAGGUCUGCGAGUUCCAGAACAAGCGGGAGCGGGAGGAGAGAAUAGGGAAUUUCACGGCGGCGCGCGGCGCCCAGAAGGCGACGGACGAUCGCUUGGACGAAGUGAGUGAGUUACUCGACUACACGAAGCAGCAAGUCACGCACGUCGACGACCUCACACGUGAUAUGCCGGACAAGCUGGACUAUCUUGAUGAAGAGGUUGAUAGCAUACGAACUACUAUUCAGGAAGGCGCGGCCAUGGCCGAAGAACUGAAACAGGGUCUGAAGGACAUGAAGGCCGCGCAGGCGCAACACCAGGCCAUCGAGGCUUCUAUCAAUAAUAUAACGAAGACGGUCCAAAAGCAAGAACAGAAGCAGCAGGAACUCGUGCAAGUGCAAGAACAAGCCAAGGAGGAGGCCCAAAAAAUCGUCCAGAUGCAGGAAGAAGCUGCGGAGUACGCGAAGGAGAUGGAGCAGCAGAUCGCCGAGGCCGAGAAUAAAGCGCAAGAGCAGGAACAGCGCGUCCGGGACCAGGUGAAGGUCAUGCAGGCGGACCAGAAGAAGGCGACCGAGAAGCUGCAGGAGAUCGUCGCUGUGGUCGAGGACGACGAUCCGACCGGGAUUCCUGGCGUCAACAAACCGGGCAUGGCGGGAUCGAUGGCUUCGAGACCACCGGAACAGCAGCAGAAGUUCAUGGACAACGAGGCCAUCGGCGUGGCCAAAGCCUGUUUUGAAUUCGAGAAGCUAUGUAAUGCGAAGAACCACAUCCCCGACCUGUCGCAAGAAGCAAUCAUGGCCAUCGCGUCUUCUACGUUGGAGAUGUCCGCCUUUAUUGCUGGUCGCGUAGAUAGAUGGGCCGUGGGCCAGCAGAUGAUGGACCGGCCCGCGGACGACCCGUUCGGGGACCACCACGUCGCCGACCAAGCGCAAAAAGAGAUGGAGGCCUGGAUCUCGGACACGGAGCGGCGCGUGAAAGCUUUAGCUGGAAGUAAUGACGUCGUGACGCCGUUGCAGUUGAAAGCUCGAGAAUUGUUCUUCGAAAAAUGUCACCACGCCCUGCGGACGGGGCUGACGAAGCACGACCAGGUCCUGGUGACCGAGAAGAGCGCCUUAAAGCACUCCCAGAACGUCCCGACCUGCGUCGCCUGCAACCGGCCGCUUCCCACGAAGCGGUCCAAGGGCGAGAAGGUGCGGUCGGACCGCGCGCGCGCGGAGAAGCCGGCCACGCCGAAGAAACAGCACCGCGAGAAGGACGACCCCGAGUACGUCAUGCGCGGCGGCUUCCGCAUGCCCAAGUCGUUGGACGGCGCGGACCCGGCCGCGCACGCGUCGCUGCCGCCGCUGCGGCCCGCGCCGGACGACGGCGAGCGGUACCGCGACGGGCGCGUGCGGAGCCCGGGCCCGGGCGCGCCCGACGACCAGCUCGUGGACCCCUGGAACGCGGCGGAGGCGGGCGCGUAA
Messenger RNA from Pelagomonas calceolata, 2574 nucleotides. The record is from the annotation of a GenBank genome assembly. NCBI's taxonomy places the organism in Eukaryota, Pelagophyceae, Pelagomonadales, Pelagomonadaceae.